This is a messenger RNA of Lolium rigidum, 1200 nucleotides long. RefSeq names its product pentatricopeptide repeat-containing protein At4g16470. The transcript has a single exon. Gene Ontology annotation, biological process: RNA modification. NCBI's taxonomy places the organism in Eukaryota, Viridiplantae, Streptophyta, Magnoliopsida, Poales, Poaceae. The annotation marks the transcript as partial. Gene Ontology annotation, molecular function: protein binding; RNA binding. The record is from RefSeq and is a predicted model, not a curated record.
AUGGACUCGAUUAGCCUAGCACGAAAGCUGAGGUCUUUCUGCAUCGCAGGAGAGCUAUCUGAGGCGGUGAGUCUCCUCCACCGGAGCGCCGUGCGCCCCGUCCCUGGCUCCUACGCGCUCCUGCUCCAAGAAUGCGUGAACCGGAAGGACGCGAGGCUCGGCAAGAGGAUCCACGCGCGCAUGGUCGCCACCGGGUACAGGUGCGGCCACUACAUCGCAACCAAGCUGCUCAUCUUCUACGCCAAGAUCGGGGAGCUCGCCGUCGCCCGGAGCCUGUUCGACGGAAUGCCGACCAGGGGCGUCGUGGCAUGGAACGCGCUGAUAUCCGGGUGCACGCGCGCCCGCUUGGAGGCGCAGGCGGUGGAGAUGUUCGGCGCGAUGCGGGCGGAGGGGCUGAGGCCGGACCAGUUCACGUUCGCGUCCGUGCUCUGCGCGUGCGCGAGGCUGGCCGCGCUGGAGCACGGCCGGCGCGUGCACGGCGUCAUGGCCAAGUCGGGGGACGUCGUCGCCGGGAAUGUAUUCGCCAACAGCGCGCUCGUCGACAUGUACCUCAAGUGCAGCAGCGCCGAGGACGCGCGCCGGGCGUUCGCGGCCGCGCCCGAGAGGAACGUCACCAUGUGGACCGCCGUCAUCUCCGGGCAUGGCCAGCACGGGCAUGUGCGCGAGGCGCUGGUGCUGUUCCAGCAGAUGACGCAGGACGGGUUUCGGCCGAACGACGUGACGUUCCUCGCCGUGCUCUCGGCAUGCGCGCACGGUGGGCUCGUCGACGAGGGGCUGGGGCACUUCUCGUCCAUGCCGUUGGACUACGGCCUCACCCCGAAGGCUGAGCACUACGCGGCGGUGGUCGACAUGCUCGCGAGGGUCGGCAGGCUCCGCGACGCGUACGAGCUCGUCAAGAAGCUGCCGGACAGCCAGGAGCACUCUGUGGUCUGGGGCGCACUGCUGGGUGCCUGCAGGAAGCACGGCGGUGACUUGAAGCUGGUCGAGCUCGUCGCGCAGCGCUUCUUCCGGCUGCAGCCGGGGAACACCGGCAAGUACGUCGUCCUGGCGAACACAUACGCAGCCUGCGAUAUGUGGGACAGCGUGGCCGGUAUGCAUGAGGCCAUGAAGUCGCUCGGCAUUAGGAAGGACCCUGCUUGGAGCGCCGUGGAAGUCCACGGGAAGAAGCACUUCUUCCUGUCCAGAGACACAUACCACGAC